AUGUUGUGGAUCACACUGCAAAGACUUGCGAGAAUGGGAUAUCUGUAUCAAAUAGUAACACUACUUUCUUUAAUUGCACCUUCGAUGCAAGAUUUCCUGAAGCAGGUUCAGGGGAAGCUGCUCAAUUGUUAUCCAAGAUUGAUCACAAAGCCAACUCUGUCCAAUCCACCUCUGAAAAAUCUAGAGAACAUUCAUCAGAAUAUUGAAAUACACGAAAUUGACGAACCUGAAGCAUUCGAUUCAAUUGUUGUCGGCAAGGAACCCAGUUAUGAAGGCGGUAAGUGUUUAUUGGAGUCAGUAUCCACAGUUCUUGUGAAUAAAGAGCCCGUGUCUGAAGGUGAGGUGGUUCUUAUAGAACAGGUAGAUAAAGGUAGUGCAAUUGAUUGCAACCCAAGUUCUGAGGAUAGAACUACUACGAAACAAGGAAAACUGACAAGGAAUUUCCUGAAGAACAUUGCUAGUCAGUUGACUCGAGUAUUCAUGGUAGACUGA
Messenger RNA from Fraxinus pennsylvanica, 492 nucleotides. Lineage: Eukaryota; Viridiplantae; Streptophyta; Magnoliopsida; Lamiales; Oleaceae. The record is from the annotation of a GenBank genome assembly.